Molecule: messenger RNA, 1865 nt
Organism: Halteromyces radiatus
Lineage: Eukaryota; Fungi; Mucoromycota; Mucoromycetes; Mucorales; Cunninghamellaceae
Product: Aldehyde/histidinol dehydrogenase
Exons: 12
Coding region: 46-1557 (503 amino acids)
Biological process (GO): aldehyde metabolic process
Cellular component (GO): cytoplasm
Molecular function (GO): aldehyde dehydrogenase (NAD+) activity
Source: RefSeq, a predicted model, not a curated record
UUUUUUUUUCUUUUUUCUUUUUCUUUUUCAAUCUUUAUACCAAACAUGUCUGAACUUACUUAUACUCCUGUGAAAGAUAUCCCUGAUAUUGUAAAUUCUUUAAGAAAAACCUUCAAUACAGGUCUUACUAAGGACUUGGAAUUCCGUAAACAACAACUUGCCAACUUGCUUCGAUUUAUGAAUGAAAAGAAGGAAGACUUGAUGGAUGCUUUAUAUAAAGAUUUACAUAAACACAGAAUGGAAAGUAAUGUUGGUGAGAUCUCCAGUAUUGUUGAUGAAUGUCAAUAUAUGAUCAAGAAUGUUCAUCGACUAUCCAAACCAACCACUACCAAUAAACGAUUCAAAAUGAAUGCUCUCGAUAAAACCAUCAUUCGCAAAGAACCUAAAGGUGUUGUCCUUGUUAUUGGUGCCUGGAAUUAUCCUGUCAAUUUAUUGUUGAUGCCUGUGGUUGGUGCUAUUGCUGCUGGUAACUGUGUCCUCCUCAAGCCUUCUGAAGUUUCCGCUAAUACUGCUGCUGUGAUCACUAAAUACUUGCCUGAUUACCUUGACAAGCGUGCUUUCUCUUUCGUCAAUGGUGGAGUAGAAGAAACAACGGUUGUUCUUGAAAACAAAUUUGAUCAUAUCUUUUAUACUGGAAAUGGUGUUGUUGGAAAGAUUGUGAUGAAAGCUGCUGCUAACUAUUUGACUCCUGUAACUCUUGAACUUGGUGGUAAAUCUCCUGCUAUUGUGGCACCAGAUGCUGAUUUGGAUGUAACUGCAAAUCGAUUGAUUUGGGGUAAAUUCUUCAAUAAUGGUCAGACUUGUGUGGCACCUGAUUAUGUUUUGGUUACCAAAGACAUGCAAGAAAAGUUAAUUGUUGCUAUACGACGUACAUUAUUGAAAUAUUACACCGCCAACCCUCAAAAAUGUGAAUCUUAUGGUCGUAUUGUCAGCACACGACAAUUCGAUCGUCUCAAGGGACUUUUGGAUCACUAUGAUGAAACUCAAAUCGCUAUUGGUGGCAAAUCAGACCGUGAUGAUUUGUAUAUGGAACCUACUGUCCUCAAAUCGAUCUCCUAUAAAGAUGAACAUAUCAUGCAACAAGAAAUUUUUGGUCCUAUUUUACCUAUUAUUCCUGUAGAUAAUAUGGAACAAGCUAUUCAAAUCAUUAACACAAGAGAUCAUCCUUUGGCCAUGUAUAUCUUUGCAAAGAGCCCUGCUAUUUACAACAACAUCUUAAACAAGACAAACUCUGGAGGUGCUGUAGUCAAUGAUACUUUGAUGCAUUUACAAGAAUUAUCUUUACCUUUUGGUGGGGUGGGUGCUUCUGGAAUGGGUUCUUAUCAUGGUGACAAAUCCUUUGAUACUUUUGUACAUGAACGUUCCACUAUGAUCAAGACCACUGGUUUCGAAAGCGUUUUGGCUGCCCGCUACCCUCCCUAUACUGAUGAUAAAGAUACCAUGCUUUCCUUCCUUAUUUAUGGUUUGCCCUCUACUGCUUCUGCCAAAUUCAAGACCUUGAUGACUGUUUGGUCAGCCACUUGGAAUAUUAUCUUCAAGAAAAACAGCAAGCUUUGAACAACUAUUUAUCUUUACCAAUCAAAUAAUUAUGAUGUAGAGUCAGUUUACUUCCUUCUCUUCAUUAUUUUUUUUUAACCACAAGCCUCUCUUUCGUGAUUCUUUUGUUCCAAUAUCCUCUCUUUUAAUGUAUGUUAUUUAUUAUCUUUUUUUCCAAAUAUAUUAUUACCUUUCUAUCAUUAUUUUAUUAUUAUUACCAUUGUUAUUUUGAUUUAUUCCUUUUUUUUUUCUCUCUCUCCUUUCUUUUAAUCAUUAUAAUAGCUUUUGCUAUUGUAUAUUAAUAAAAAUUUAUCCUUUUUACAAAGUUA